AUGACCGAUUAUAAUGAACCGUCAAGUAGCGACACUGAGGAGAUCAUUUUCCCCAUGACUGAAUAUGGAACUGAAGAAGCUGAGUUCCACAUUCGGAACAACUCUGCGAACCCAUUCCAACGAGCUCAGGUCAUUCAAAGAAUCGGCCAUGGCGUUACUAUACAAUGUAACCUAAUUGAUGUCGUUCACGGCGCUAUAGCGACGGACAGCGAUUACUGGGCUACGAUCCUAGUUUUCCAGUUCAGGUUCGAUCCUGAGAAGAAAGCCCGCCGCAUCGCUCGAGCAACGAUUGACUUGACCUUCGAUUGUACGGAAGUCGAUGCAAGGAUUCCAGAGGUUGACGCCAUCUCUUUUGACGGAAAUUACAGCUUCUCACCCAGCAAGGAAACCAUGACUGUUACCAAAGGCGGAGAAGGUAGUAUUGGCGCCAGUUUUGGGGCCAAUCUCAACACCUCUCUUAAAUGGGAGAGGACUGUUGGUCAUGAGAAAAGCCAUGCUGCCACUAUUAGUGGUAGAAAGACUUGGGAUGACAAGGUUGGCUUAACGCGAACCGCCCAAUGGACGUUGCUGGAGAAUGACAGCCAGAAGAAGGGCGUCCCUACCUCUAUUCAACUUGCUGUCAGAGUAAAGAGGAUGGAUGAAGCCGUGUUCUCUUGUCAUGUGAACCUGAUAUGCAAAGCGGACAGACGGACAGCGAUGCAAAACUUCUUUGGUGGAUCGCCGGAAGACGACCCUAUUUUGCUGAAGCCUACAAAGCCGUCUAAAAAUCGGCUGAUGAAGUACGAUGUCGAAGAGCUUGGAGCUGUAAACUUGGACCAAUUGGGCGCUGUUAUUCCUACGACAAUGCUACCGGACGCGCAGUAG
This is a messenger RNA of Fusarium poae, 864 nucleotides long. RefSeq lists its product as uncharacterized. Lineage: Eukaryota; Fungi; Ascomycota; Sordariomycetes; Hypocreales; Nectriaceae. The transcript has a single exon. The coding region runs from base 1 to 864 and encodes 287 amino acids. The record is from RefSeq and is a predicted model, not a curated record.